Messenger RNA from Dovyalis caffra, 453 nucleotides. The record is from the annotation of a GenBank genome assembly. NCBI's taxonomy places the organism in Eukaryota, Viridiplantae, Streptophyta, Magnoliopsida, Malpighiales, Salicaceae.
AUGGGCGACGAACAAGUUGGAGGAGAAUUCCAUGCAUGGAAGCAAAUAUUGAAAAGGGAAGAAAAGAUAGGCAGCACGUGUACUCAAGUGAGAACCAUUCGGCCUGGAGAUUGGACGGUCAAGAUUAACUUGGACUUUCGGAUCCCAAGGAAUGAGGAUUUUAGUAGAUACUACAUUAACAAUCAGCAACUCUCUGACUGCACAGCAACAGCAGCAUCCAAACUCUAUUCUAGCAAGCCUGAAGUCCUGAACCCAAUGAUCCGCCGGGCCUCCUUUGUUAGUUCCUUGCAAAAUCAAAAUCAAAACGAGCCUGGUCAACAAUUCCCCUCUUUCAGUCUCAAUAAACAGGAAUCAAGACUGCUACGCCAAGGCAGGGACAAGCACCCAAACGAACUUUCAGUGCCACUCCCAAACAAGUUCAACGAAAUCCAACACUUUAACAAUGACAGCUAA